CUCAAGACUCUGCUCCGAGUCCCCGGAACAGCCUCCGACUGCACCCGACGACUCCGGCACUGGCAUGGCUUCUUGGCUGGCAAUCGAUUUCGCAGGACCGCCCCCACGUGAUUGCAUGAAACCAGGACGGACUGUCGUGCGCAGCGGCCCGAAAAGGCAAUCGCUGCCCGAAUGUGCGCCAGCCCGCCCGGCUCGCUCCAUCCCGCCCCGUCCCAUCCCCUUCGUUCUGGUCCUGCGUUCCCGGUCCCAUCGCCCCGCUGUGUCCGGCCUGUGAUCGACACCCCCUCCUCCGCAUCGUCCCUCGAGCCCCAGCGCCGUCGAGCAUUUAUCCUCUCAGCUCGCCUCAAGCUACAUCUGCAGCCCGCCCUCAAGCCCGCGUCUGCCACCGCCACCGCCAUGUCCAAGUACAGCGCACUCCCCGACAUCGACUACAACGCACCGGAUGUCUACGAGACCCCCGAUACGCCCAGCGACGCCAACGCUCUGAUUGAGGACUCUUUGGUUUCGACCGAAGAGACCAGCACCGACGAAAUUGUCCGUCUCUCGACCUCGACCACGGCUGCCCGCGAAAAGUUCCAAAGCUCGGUCGUCGAUGCCUCGAACGUGGACUUUUCGGGAAAGCUCAGCAACCGGAAGCGGCCGCUGAUGUACAAAACAAUCAACCUGCCGGACCGCGAGGUCUACUCGAUCAUCCCGUCGAGUAAGAAGGUCGGUCGCGGCUUUGCCGACGAACAAGAGUCUCCCUUUGACAAGCUUCGCCGACUGCUUGCCGAGACCGAGGAGCUCCAGGAGGAGAUCGAGGCCAUCGGCUCGCAGGCCAGCAGCGAGCCUGCCGAGGCCCCGAAUGAGGACAAGGCCAACUCGAGCCCGCUCUCGCACAGUGAGCUCGUCCAGCAGCUCGCGGCCCUCCAAGCCGAGCUCGGCAAGAUCUCAUCGCACGCCCACAGCGCUGCGGGCGAGCCCAAUGCCUCGAUCACCAAGCACCUCGAGACGGGCAAGUCGCUGAUGGCCCAGCUCAAAGCCUUCAAGGAGCUGUCACUGGGGCAGCCGAGUGACAGCAGCGCCGCCCCGGCUGCCGAGGCACAAGCUGAUGCCGAGGGUGCUCCUUCGGCCUCGCCAGCCAGUGCUGCCGCUACAGCCGCACCGGCCGCGGGCUCGGUCACCUACGAGCUGUACUACUCCCCCGAAACCGCCAAGCUGACGCAGCUCACCAAGGUCACCGAACUUGAAGGCCGCCUGACCUCGCUCGAGAGGCUGUUUGGAUCCAACUUUUUGCAGCAGAGCGGCGAGGGCUCGGCGCACUCGUUCCUGCGCAACAACGGCAGCUUGGUUGCCGCCCUCGACAAUCUCGACCACCAUUUGACCCUGCUCGCGAACCCGCGACAUCUCGAUCAGAUUUCCAAGCGGGUCAAGGUCCUGACCAUGGAGAUGGCCAACCUGUCGGAUCUGCACAAACAACAGCAGAUUCAGGAGUCGGCCACGGCCGAGAUUCUCGAGGAAAACGAGGACGGCGUCGUUGCCCCGCUCAGGAGCACCCCAUCCGAGACGGACAAGAAGAUUCUCUAUCUGCACAGCACCAUGGAGCGUCUGGAGCCCAUGUCCAACAUCAUCCCGCAGCUUAUUACCCGCCUUCACUCUCUCAAGACCCUGCACCAGGAGGCUGCUGUGUUUUCAGAGUCACUCAAGAUGCUGACCCAGGGCCAGGACAAGCUCGAGGACAAUUCCAAGCUCAUGCAGUCGGCCAUUGCGCGGCUCGAGUCCAGCAUCGCCGAUAAUCAAGCCUCGGUCGAGAAUAACAUCGAGGCCCUGGAGAAGCGGAUGAGCGGUCUGAUCGAGCGCAUCGAGAAGCUCUGAACGCAGCGUCGUCCCGGCAGUGGCGCUCCUCGCCAUCUUGUCUGCCGCUGCUGGCGCCGGGCUCGUCGCGCAAGUGCGCAAGAGCACUAUCCUUCCCAGAUUCGCUCGCAGCCCUUCCUUGCUUCACAGCCCCACCUUUCAUGUUUUGUCGCUUGCUCCUUGCCGCAGUGCCUGUAAUACAGAUAUCAAACACGACCAGA
Molecule: messenger RNA, 2054 nt
Organism: Polychytrium aggregatum
Lineage: Eukaryota; Fungi; Chytridiomycota; Chytridiomycetes; Polychytriales
Product: Dynamitin-domain-containing protein
Exons: 1
Coding region: 172-1854 (560 amino acids)
Biological process (GO): mitotic spindle organization
Cellular component (GO): dynactin complex; cytoplasm
Source: RefSeq, a predicted model, not a curated record